Molecule: messenger RNA, 708 nt
Organism: Peromyscus eremicus (cactus mouse)
Lineage: Eukaryota; Metazoa; Chordata; Mammalia; Rodentia; Cricetidae
Product: ubiquitin-conjugating enzyme E2 N-like
Exons: 3
Coding region: 1-708 (235 amino acids)
Biological process (GO): DNA damage tolerance; protein K63-linked ubiquitination
Cellular component (GO): nucleus
Molecular function (GO): ubiquitin conjugating enzyme activity
Source: RefSeq, a predicted model, not a curated record
AUGUUUGAGGAACUGAAGGAAGCCAUACUGACAGAAGUUAUGGAAGAUGUAACUGCUAUGAGUCAUGAAACACAUUAUGAUUAUAUGGUCUGGGUGCUUACUCCUUCCAAACUCUAUGACAAAACUGAAUUCCUAAAGUCCUGUGCUAAUGGUCUUUUCAGGUGGAACACUGGAGAGGUGAGCCAGAGACAAGAGCUGAAACCGAACUCAGAAUCUGACAAGUUGCCCAGGCUGCCUCUCAGAAUUACCAAGGAAACCCAGCGUUUGCUGGCAGAACUGGUUCCUGGCAUUAAAGUAAAACAAGAGGAGAACAACACCUGUUAUUUUCAUGUGGUCAUUGCUGGCCUGCAGAAUUCCUUCUUUGAAGGAAGGACUUUUAAAUUUGAACUAUUCCUUCCAGAAGAAUGCUUAAUGGCAGUAUCUAAGGUACAUUGCAUGACCAAAAUAUGUCAUCCUAAUGUAGACAAGAUGGAAAGAGAUAUUUUGAAAGAUAAGUGGUCCUCAGAACUGCAGAUCCGCAUAGUUCUGCUAUCAACCCAGGCUUUGUUAAGUGCACCUAAUCCAAAUGAUCUGUUAGUAAAUGCUGCAGCCAAGCAAUGGAAGACCAAUGGAGCCCAAGCCAUAGAAACAGUGCGGCCAUGGGCUAGGCUAUGUGCCAGGAAUAUUCAAGCUGAUGAGAUUAUCAGGUGUACACCAGUUCUGUUCUGA